AUGCUAAGAUCCAUUUACGUAAUUUUUGUGGAAUGUUUUAUUGCUCUAUUAGUUAUUUAUAUUGUCAAGUUUGAGCAGGUCAAAUGCCAAAAGGAUAUUCUUCCCUUUGAUAAAAUAUUUCCAAAAAUAGCUAGCUACUCAAAAAAAAAAAAAAAUUAUUUUUUUAUACCAAACAGCCAUUCAUUAAAAAAAAACAAUUUACUUAAAAAAAACAAUUUAUUUAAAAAAAACACGAUUUUAGCAUUUCGAAAAAUAAACAAUACCUCUAUAAUAAUAAAUAAUAACACUGUCGAUUUUUUUAAGAAUAAUAAUAAUUCCCCACAAUUUUUUAACCUAAAUCAAUUUCGCCUUUUCAAUAAUACCUCACAAAAUGAUGAAAAAGAAGAGAACCAAGAGUGUUUAAAUUCGGGUUUAGAUCAUAUUUCCAAAAAAAAACAAAAUGAUGUAAAUUUGGAAAACCGACAAAAGUGGAAAAAACACUUGGAAGAUAAACGACGAAAAGAAAUUUUAAAACAUAUAAACAACCUGACCAAAGGAAAAUCAAACGCCAAUGGAAAAAAUAAAAAAAAACACAUCAUAAACAAAAGGAAUACUAAACAAGCUAGUUACCCUAUUCAAAAUGAUGCACACAUAGAAAAAGAAAAUACAAGUCACGAAGAUGUUGAGGAAGGAGAAGAGAAUUAUUAUGAAGAUGAAGAUGAAGAUGACGACGAAGAUGACGAUGAAGAUGAAGACGAAAAUGAAAAUGAUUAUUAUGACGAUGAAGAUGAAGACGAUUAUUAUGAUGACGAAGAAGAUGAUUUUUUCAAUCCUGAUAAACCAAAUGAAGUUAAUAAUACAAAAGAUGGUAAAGGGGGAGAAGAAAACCAAUGUGAUAAACCACACGAAUAUAAUAUUCAUUCAAAUUAUACUAACUCACCAAUAAAUAAUAAUAUUAAUAAUGCAUUUAUGACAAAAAAAAAAAAUGACUUUCCAUUAUUUUUUCCAACAAAUAAUAAGCAUUUUGAAAAAACUAAUAAUAAAUAUUUUGAUAAAAUAUGCAGUAUAGCACCAAAUGAACUUAUAAACUUAUUUUUUGAAAAUGCACCAGAAAGGGUUAAAGAAGCUGUAAAAAAUAUUAUAUUUAAUAUUAUUGGAAAUAUUCAAAAAUAUGCAUUAGAUAUAUCUGUUCUAGUUACUUAUGAUAAAAUAUAUAAUUUCCUUUUACAAAUUCUUCUAACUGGUUAUAUGUUAAAAAAUGCUGAUUACAGAUUAAGUCUAAAUGAAUCCCUUUAUGACCAAAAUAGCCAAAAAGAAAAUUUAAACUUAAAAAAAUAUUUUAAUACUAUUUUUUCUGAUAAUUUUAACCAAUCUGGAGAGGUGUUAAAUUCAGACCAAUUAAUCAACACACAAUCUGAUAAUAUUACAAAUUAUGAUGAAGAAAAAAAAGACGAAAAUAAUUCACAGGAUGAAAACAGUUCACAAGAUGAAAAUAAUACCAUACAUAUCCCCGUAUAUGAACAAAAUAUAAAUACACAUGAACAUAAUAAUUCAAAAAUUCAGCAUAAUACAAAAACAGAUAUUGGAGAAGAGUUUUAUACAAAAUUCAAACAAGCCACUAAUGAAGACUUACCAAUAAUUAAUACGAAAAAUUAUAUUAUUUUUUUAAAAAAAAAAAUUAAUUCUUUAGAAAAUCAAUUAAAAACAUUAAAAGAAAAUAAAACAUUUCAAAAUGAUGACUUACUUUCAUAUAUCAAAUCUCUGACUGAUAUCCAAUUGCGUUCACUAACUGACAAUAUAGGAGCCGUUGUUUUAGAUGCGACAAAAAAAAUUGUAGAAUUAGUUAUACAAGGUAUGACGUUAAAUGUUAAUAAAAAUUUACCGAAUGAACUCAUAUAUGCUAGUGGAUCAGUAUUAACGUACAUUUGCUUUUGGCAAUUGAUUGUUGGCUAUACAUUCAGAGAGAUGGAAAUAAGAGACGAACUUGCAGAUUAUUUUAACACCCAUUAG
Molecule: messenger RNA, 1989 nt
Organism: Plasmodium yoelii
Lineage: Eukaryota; Apicomplexa; Aconoidasida; Haemosporida; Plasmodiidae
Product: conserved protein, unknown function
Exons: 1
Coding region: 1-1989 (662 amino acids)
Source: RefSeq, a predicted model, not a curated record